AUGUUGAUGGUUGCCUUUCGCCAGAAGUUGCUUCUUUGGUGGGUGCAGAAGGAAGUGUGCAUCCUCAGGCGUCCAAUUGCACCCCUGACGACAGCCAUCGAUUUCUGUACAAGUGGUUAUCUACGUACCGAGCGGCCCGGUAAUACGCACGCAGCGGCAUAUGUGUUGUGUGUCUUUCUUGUCCGCUUUUCUGUCUUUCCUCCUCGGAGUCUUGGUGUCACUUGGUUGGUCGCACUGCCUGGUCCCAGCUGCGACCGCCUAGAUCCUCUUCCAACACUUGCCCGAGCGUCGACGCCAGAUCUGCCGUUCUCGAGUGGAUGCUGGCCUUGCUGCGAAGGAGCCCCAGGAGAAUGUGGCUGCGAAGACGGCUGGGAGUUGGCGUGGCGGCAGCGAGGGGGACGGGCAGAUUGGGAUGCAGAGAGUCUUGAGGCGGAUCAAAGGCACGACGACGACGAGGACGACGAGGAGGCAGGUGGGGAAGGGGAGGAGGAUGAGUAGAACAUGAACGAUUGCCGCCCCCUAAGAUCAAAGCAACGACGUCGCCCCUUCCUCAUCAGCCACUCCGACAACAAUCAAUGGUCUCCCCCAGCUACACAGGAUAACAUGUGUUUCCCCAACAGUCUCACCUCCGGGGCGACCAAUAUCUCAUGGCGGGGACCAUGAUAUGCCCUUCAGAAUUCCGACGUCGUGAUGCUUUCACGACGUGGACCUCCGGAGAUCCAGAACCCUUCCCCGCGACUGGAUUUUUAUACGGAGACGUUUUUGUUGACGGCCACGGUGCAAGUGGUAUGCAGAAUUGCGCAGUGGUGUCUAUCUUCUC
This is a messenger RNA of Prorocentrum cordatum, 820 nucleotides long. NCBI's taxonomy places the organism in Eukaryota, Dinophyceae, Prorocentrales, Prorocentraceae. The record is from the annotation of a GenBank genome assembly.